Molecule: messenger RNA, 1786 nt
Organism: Hippopotamus amphibius kiboko
Lineage: Eukaryota; Metazoa; Chordata; Mammalia; Artiodactyla; Hippopotamidae
Gene: C2H9orf43
Product: chromosome 2 C9orf43 homolog
Exons: 14
Coding region: 374-1786 (470 amino acids)
Source: RefSeq, a predicted model, not a curated record
CUGUUACCCACCUCUCCGCGCGUCGAGGAGCGGCAAUGUUCUGUGGGCUUCGGCCUCACGGCCCUUUGCCUUCUGCUUUGGUGCUGUGGCCCGCUUUCUUCUAGUUCCCUUUUUCAGAACGAAGCGGGAAAUCUUUCUUCACCUCUGCCAGCACUAAUGUCCACCUCUAAUCUUUUUUAGCCCUCUCAACUUCGUGGUAAUGGUAUUAAGGAUAACAGUUACCUAAAAUUUUUUUAACGCAGACUACGUUGCGAGCACAGCACCAGGGCUGGCGACACAGCGAUGGGCAUGACUAGACCUUGGGGCUCAAUUCGGGCUGGUCAGAGGGCUAGAAAACUGUAAGAUUGGCUUUUGUCCUAAACCAUUUGUGGCUAUGGACUUGCCAGAUGAAAGCCAGUGGGAUGAGACUACCUGUGACCAGGCUGUUUGUCAGCAUCCACAAUGCUGGGCCACUAUCCGCCGGAUUGAGAGGGGCCACCCUCGAAUUCUGGACUCCUCCUGCAGAACUUCUCUGGAUGCUGAAGACAGACUCCCAAUGCUCAGCAUUGUCAACAUCGCAGAUUCCUGCUUCCAGGGCAAGAGACUUGCUCGGAGUCAUUUAUCGGGGUUUACCUUCACCAAGGCUCACACUUUGUCACAGUGUUCAAAGUUUGACUCCAGAUUUCAAGGCAGGCCUUGGAAGGAUUUACGUGACAGAGACUUAAUAAACCGUACCAAUAGAUCUCCCAAAGUAAGUCAGAGAUUAAAAAAGCUAUCAGUGCUAAAUUUGAAUGAGACACAACUUCCUUGUCCUCGAGAUGUAGGAAAUAUGGAUGUAAUCUGGAUCCCAGAGAAGCAUAUGAGUCCAGCUGAGAAGAAGCAUAUUAUUUGCAGCCAGGAUGGGAAGAUGAAAAGAAAGAAAUCUACAGGGAAGCACAAGUCAUCUCGGGUCAACACAGAAACCCAGUUGGGACCUCCAGGGAUGAUUGUGCCUCCUCCCUCCCCAGUACACUUGUUUGAGCAGCUAAGUUCAGAAUCCUUACCUUUAUGGAACCAGUAUGACAUGUUACCCCAGGGUCUGCUGAAGGACCUCUUGCUGGAUAAAGGGAAAAAUAUACCUUAUCCAGAGAUACAGACACAAUUGGCCAUGAUGAAAAAGAAACCUCCCCUGGAAAAGAGCCAACCCGACAGUGCCAUUUCUGCUAAGAUGUAUUUAUCUGUACACCGCCUCACCCUGCAAACACCAGCAUUGAGAUAUCCUGAACAUUUGAAGAAGCUAUAUUAUAACCUCACAACAGAAGGUUACAGGAAGCAGCAGUGGCAGCAACAGAGGAAGGUGAAGACGGCUCCUAGGAAACAGGAGGCUAAAAAGAAAUCCAAGAGUGAACCAGGGAGCCACAACACUUCACGUAAAGGUUCAGGUGCCAUGGUUUAUGACCCACACUGUGGUCACAGGACUCCACCAGGUCAAGAAAGUGACAAAAAGCAGCAGCAGCAGAUGAAGAUAGAAAGUCCCACCUUGAAACAGGAUUCCACAGAGAGACCACAGAUGGACUGCACUAAGAAAAACCUGGAUUCCUUCCCCAGUAGGAAGAGUCCUGAAUUAUCCACAAUAGAACGCACUAACAUGAACAUCAGGACUCAGAUGCAGAUUUUGCUGGGAGCCCAAGAGAGGACCCCGAAGAGUGCUCUUAGAACAAGCUGGAACCCUGAGCUCAAACUGCUGAGGAGUCUACAGGCCACUGAUGAAGACGACGAGGAGAACCAACCCUCUGGGGCACAGAGCGAAGAGUCUCUGGAGGCAUAG